UGUGUCUACAUGGGCCGGUGUGCUAAAGCAGAACUACUUACUGUAUGUCCAUUACUACAUCGGAUGUGUGCACUCAGACUCUUCCUGCGUGGCUGCAGAGGAUGUACGGAUGUGUUGACAGACACUCACUUUUCUCCACGAAUACUAAUGCUCUCUCGGGGACCGGAAAGACAACACUGUAACACUGACAGUCGAAAGAAUGAGGGAGGGACGAUUGUUGCAUAUUGAUGCCUUUUCAUAAUGCAUGUGCUAUCUCAGCACUUAUGCGUCGAGGGGUCCGUGUGACUGGAAUAAGAAUCAAGUCGUUGUUUUUUCUUUUUCCAAACGCUAAAAUAAUCAGCAACAGAGGUUUAAAAUAAAAAAUAAAAAAGUAAGAUGUGACGGGAAUAUUAUCUGAAUACGGUGAAAGGAAUUGCUAAUUGUUAAAUACGCAUAUCUGCUUUCUUGCUGAGAGUUGGAUGAGAAGAUUGAUAGACCACUCAGGGUAAAAUAUGAAGCUACAGCCAGGGGGUGGUUAGCUUUGCUUAGCACAAAGGCAGGAAACUGGGGGCGUGGGGGGUGGGGGCAGCUGGCCAGUUUUUUGUAGCUUCUAUUCCUUAGUCAGGGUGUGGAUGAAACGAACAAUAUGGAAUGUGUUGAUUAGUAAACUUCAGAGGUGCUGGCCAAGUCGUGUAUCUGCCACAUGUGCGGCGCCCACCUCAACAGACUCCACUCCUGCCUCUCCUGCGUCUUCUUCGCCUGCUUUGCCAAAAAGCACAUCCACGAACACGCCAAGAGCAAAAGGCACAACCUAGCGAUAGACCUGCUGUAUGGAGGGAUUUACUGCUUCAUGUGCCAAGACUACAUUUAUGACAAAGACAUGGAGCAGAUUGCCAAAGAGGAACAGAGGAAAGCCUGGAAGAUGCAAGGUAUGACACGCACACACACACAGAGACAUACACACCAUGUGAAAGCUGCAUGCUGUCAUAGCCCUUGCUGUGUGCGUGUGUGUGUUCCAGGCACAGGGGAGAAGUACUCAACGUGGGAGCCCACCAAGAGGGAACUGGAGCUGCUCCGCCACAACCCCAAGAGGAGGAGAAUCACCUCCAACUGUACUAUUGGCCUGCGAGGGUUGAUAAACCUGGGCAACACGUGCUUCAUGAACUGCAUCGUCCAGGCGCUGACGCACACGCCGCUGUUGCGUGACUUCUUCCUGUCCGACCGACACAAGUGCGAGAUGCAGAGCAACUCCUGUUUGGUGUGCGAGAUGUCGCAGCUCUUCCAGGAGUUCUACUCAGGCCACCGGUCGCCGCACAUCCCCUUCCGUCUUCUCCAUCUGGUGUGGACCCACGCCCGUCACCUGGCCGGCUACGAGCAGCAGGACGCCCACGAGUUCCUCAUCGCGGCGCUGGAUGUCCUGCACAGACACUGCAAAGACGACAAUGGGAAGAAAGCCAACAACCCCAACCACUGUAACUGCAUCAUCGACCAAAUCUUCACAGGGGGCCUGCAGUCGGACGUCACCUGUCAAGUCUGCCAUGGCGUCUCGACGACCAUAGACCCGUUCUGGGACAUCAGCCUGGACCUGCCGGGCUCCUCCACCCCCUUCUGGCCCCUGAGCCCCGGGGGAGACGGUUCAGCGCUGAACGGGGAGAGUCACGCCACUGGAGCCACCACCCUCACGGACUGCCUGCGCAGGUUCACCAGGCCGGAGCACCUCGGCAGUAGCGCCAAGAUCAAGUGCAGCGGUUGCCACAGUUACCAGGAGUCCACCAAGCAGCUGACCAUGAAGAAGCUGCCCAUCGUGGCCUGCUUUCACGUCAAAAGGUUCGAGCAUUCGGCCAAACUGCGGCGGAAGAUCACAACUUACGUCUCCUUCCCGUUGGAGCUGGACAUGACGCCCUUCAUGGCCUCCAGUAAAGAAAGCAGGAUGAAUGGGCAGUACCAGCAGGCCGUGGACCCCUUCAACAAUGACAACAAGUACAGUCUAUUUGCGGUGGUGAACCACCAGGGGACACUGGAGAGCGGCCACUACACCACCUUCAUCCGCCAACACAAGGACCAGUGGUUCAAAUGCGACGAUGCCAUCAUCACGAAGGCCAGCAUCCAGGACGUCCUGGACAGUGAAGGGUACCUUUUGUUUUAUCACAAACAGUUCCUGGAGUACGAGUAGGGUCCUCCAUCUGCCGGAGAUGACGAGGGGACGGCGCAAAGAAGAGCUGCAUGGGAAAAGUCAACGGAGAGGUGAGAGAGAGAGGCCCACCUGACUCGCCCUGGAGUCGCAGCUCUCACUCCAACAUGGACCCCCCCCUUCAUGCUCAUCCAGUUCCUCCUGUACGACGUUCUUCAAAGGAUCUGUGCGCCGUGCAGGGUGCGUGCAAACGUUCAAGAACAAAACUAAACGCAAGACAUGUACAAGUGGGGUUUUGUUCUGCCGCUAACGGGACGUUGCAAAAAGAGUGUUUCACUUGAAUUCAGGAGGAUGAAGGAGGAGGCCGUAUCCCUCUAUUUCAGAUACAGACUAAAGGGCAGAACGGUUAUUUCCAACCUUACGGUUUAUUCGAUCACGAAUGCCGUUCCAAAUGCACAGCUGCAUGUAGUGAAACCCGGACAUGUGGCGGCGCAGCCGUCUCAACGGGGGCUCGAGGCUCUGCUCGAGCAGGAACUUCUUAUAUAUCAAAGGCGGCAACUUCCUGGAACACAAGCACACUUGUCUGACACACCCACACUCCCGCAAAUGACCAAAUAUUUCAAGGACGGAAGUUGUCUUAUUAUGCAUUUAUGUUCAGAUUGCAAAAAUGGGGAGGGGGGGGGGUUGUUAUGAACAUUGUAUAGAAGACGGACAGUUAAUUCCAUUCAUUACUUCAACAAGAAGAGUGCAAAGGAUCUGUUGUCUUCUGCCUCUCAUGCUGCUUCCAACAGUCAGGGGAAAUAAACUCCACAGCGAAUACUAUAUUUUUAUACAUACUGUAGUUCAAUCGUUUGUUUACGCCAGAGAAGUCUUGCAUUGUUCGACUGUGUGUUUUCUUUGUUCUUCUUUUUUUCUGUUUAAUUUUGACUUACGUAGCGACCUUCUCCACCUUCAAGACACGUUGUGAUGCUGUUUCUGGUCAAUGGCAACAAAAAUGUAAUCAAAGGAGUAUGUGUAACGGGUUCGAAGCUCGAUCCCACAGUGUUAACUGAUGGCCGCAUGUUGCUCUAAGUUGGUGUGUGUGUGUGUGUGUGUGUGUGUGUGUGUUGUGUGUGUGUUGUGUGUGCGUGCAUGUGUAUGUGUAUGUGCCCUCGAAAAAGGGGCAGACAAGAAAAAGUGUAGGUGUGUUUGUAUACAAUGUGAUGUUGCGUGUAACGAGAGGGAAUACAAAAACAAAGUGUGCGCAUGUGUACCAUAUGUCCAUGUACUGAAUCAGUACUUGCAUGCAGAUUGAGCUGGGUAUCAGUUGUUGUUGUUGUUGUUGUUGUUGUUUUUUACCCACAUGUUGAUGACGUAUGUAUAACUGUAUAUAUGUACAGUAUGUAUGUAUGUAUGUAUAAGAGACGAAAUGGUGAAACCUCAAAGUCAUUUUCUUUUUGUUCUUCUAUAUCGCUGGAGCCGACCACAGGUGUCGUAAUCGGAAGAAACUUCCGGUCAGUCAGUCCUCACACACACACACACACACACACACACACACACACACACACAUAGGUAACUGCUGCAGAAACUGGACACGGCGAUGGAAAGACACUCAAAUAAAGAAAAUCUAUAUCUGUAAA
Cyclopterus lumpus (lumpfish) is the source of this 3729-nucleotide messenger RNA. RefSeq names its product ubiquitin specific peptidase 22 (gene usp22). Lineage: Eukaryota; Metazoa; Chordata; Actinopteri; Perciformes; Cyclopteridae. The record is from RefSeq and is a predicted model, not a curated record. Gene Ontology annotation, molecular function: cysteine-type deubiquitinase activity; zinc ion binding. Gene Ontology annotation, biological process: protein deubiquitination. The transcript has 12 exons. The coding region runs from base 683 to 2152 and encodes 489 amino acids.